Molecule: messenger RNA, 1728 nt
Organism: Helianthus annuus (common sunflower)
Lineage: Eukaryota; Viridiplantae; Streptophyta; Magnoliopsida; Asterales; Asteraceae
Exons: 1
Coding region: 1-1728 (575 amino acids)
Source: RefSeq, a predicted model, not a curated record
AUGGCAGCUGAACAAACCCUUAGACAGUGGGCGACUCGUGAUGUCCCACAACAACCACUUUGCUUUAACUACCCUGCCAUGGAGAGUCUUGAACUCAAGUCCGGUCUUAUCCAUUUGCUACCUAACUUCCGAGGUCUUGAGAAUGAAGAUCCUCACAAAUUCCUAAAAGAAUUUCACGUUGUUUGCUCUGGGAUGAAGCCACACAAUGUUACUGAAGAUCAAAUCAAGCUAAGGGCACCCCCCUUCGCUCUGCAAGAUUUAGCAAAAGAAUGGCUAUAUUACCUACCACCGGGGUCGGUAAACACUUGGAAUGAUCUAGCAAAGAAGUUCUUAGACAAAUAUUUUCCAGAAGUAAAAGCCUCCAUUCUACGAAAGGAAAUCAUUGGGAUUAAGCAAGCUAAAAGGGAAGCUUUACACACUUACUGGGAAAGGUUUAAGAAACUGUGUGCCCAUUGUCCACAACAUGGAAUAUCUGAGCAUCAACUCCUUCAAUACUUUUGUGAAGGGUUGUCACCAUUGGAGAGGCGUUUGAUUAAUGCCUCAAGUGGAGGAGCUUUAAUUGAUAAGACACCAACUCAGAUUAGAACUUUGAUUACCUCCAUAGCUGAAGACACCAAGCACUCGGCACAGGAUGAUGAGUGGUACACGGAUGUUCCAGGAACAGUUAAGGAAGUGAGCACUCCUCACAUUGAAACUCAACUCGCUGAGCUGACAAAAGCGGUCAUGCAACUCACCAAGGAUAAGAGUGCUGAGCCACAAGCACGAGCUUGUGGAAUUUGUCUACAAUUUGGACACCCCACUGAUAUAUGUCCCACACUGCAAGAAGAUGUUGAACAAGCACAAGCACUUGGAAGCUACCAGGAGCAAAAUUCAAGGCAAUAUGAACAAUAUCAUGGCAAUCAAAAUUGGGGACCUCCUAACAUGAGUUAUCAGCAAAGAUCCCCACAAUAUCAGCAACGCCCACCCUUCCAAGGUAAUCAACAACAACAAAACUAUCAGUCUAGACAACAACCACCCGCACAACAACAAGCGGGAAGCUUGGGAAUGUCUUUAGAGGACAUUGUGAAAAGUUUAGCUACUAGCACUCAUACGUUCCAACAGGAGACUAAAGCUAGCAUCAAGAACUUGGAACAACAAAUGGCUCAACUUGCUAGCUCGGUGAGUAAAUUAGAGUCUCAAGGUAAACUACCUGCACAAACCGAGAAUAACCCAAAGCACAACGUGAGUGCCAUUACCUUGAGGAGUGGAAAGAGCUACGACGGUCCGAGUAUGCAAGAAGAAGAGGAAAUUGUUGUUGAGAAGAAGGAGCAAGAUAAUAUGAAAGUAAAACAACCGGUUGGAAGUGAAAUGAAAUUUACUCCGAUAGCUCCAUUCCCCUCAAGACUACGAAGCACAAAGAAGGAGAGGGAAGACCAAGAAAUCAUGGAGACAUUCAGGAAGGUAGAGGUAAAUAUUCCACUCCUUGAUGCUAUAAAACAAGUUCCACGAUAUGCAAAGUUCCUAAAAGAACUUUGUACAUCAAAGAAGAAGCUUAAAGGUAAUGAAACCGUCAAGGUAGGUGAGAAUAUUUCUGCAGUGUUACAAAAGAGACUACCUCCAAAGUGCAAGGAUCCAGGUGUUUUCACCGUUCCUUGUAAAUUGGGGAAUAUCACUAUGCCUAGAGCUAUGUUAGACCUUGGAGCCUCUAUUAACGUCCUACCAUACUCGAUUUUUAAAAACUUAAUGUAG